Molecule: messenger RNA, 2220 nt
Organism: Colletotrichum lupini
Lineage: Eukaryota; Fungi; Ascomycota; Sordariomycetes; Glomerellales; Glomerellaceae
Product: proline-rich
Exons: 8
Coding region: 1-2220 (739 amino acids)
Molecular function (GO): actin binding
Source: RefSeq, a predicted model, not a curated record
AUGAGCCUCCGUCCAAUUCCGGCCGACGACCUAACCACCAUCAACCACCUCUCCAUCGACGAGACAACAAACUGCAUCAUGCCCCCUCCACCUCCGCCGCCGCCGCCGAUGCCUGCGAUGGGCGGCCCUCCUCCGCCUCCCCCGCCGCCAGGAGGUCCUCCUGGAGCUGGCACUCUACCUUCGAGACCACCACCAGGAGGCAGAGGCGCUCUACUCUCCGACAUCACGAAAGGCAGGGCUCUCAAGAAAGCCGUUACGAACGAUAGAUCUGCGCCGGUAGUUGGGGGUUCGUCUGGUGGCGUUUCCUCCGGAGGACCGCCUCUAGGAGGUGCGCCUCCGGUCCCAGGCUUUGGUGGUGCCCCUAAACCUCCCGGUGGCCUCGCUCCUCCGGUGCCCGGAAAUCGAGCUAGAAGCAAUAGCGACCAGAGCGGGCGAGAAAGCGCGCCUGCACCGCCCACACAGGCAGCACCACAAUUAGGGGGACUCUUUGCGGGAGGCAUGCCGAAGCUGCGGAAGACUCGUGGCGCCGUUGAUACCGGUGCUUCUAUGGACUCGUCAUAUCUGUCGGAUCCCGAGAGCAAUGUGCGGUCGUCCUCUGCGCCGAAGCCACCAACAUUCGGAGCACCAAAACCUCCUGGCGGUGCGGCGCCGGCCCCGCCGGGAAGGCCGCCUUUACCUCCUCCCAACGCCGCACCGGCCCUGCCACCAUCCAUUGCCAACUUGCGCAAGACGCCCAGCGAUCUACCUCGGCCAGGCUCUUCAGCAUCGAUGAAAGGACCUCCGCCUCCUAUAGGCAAGAAGCCGCCGCCACUGCCAGCAUCCCGGAAGCCCUCGACUACGCCGAGCCACCCGCCUCCAUUACCUGGAUCGCCAGCUCCAGGAGCACCCCCUCCACCACCUCCAUCGUCUGCUCCAGCACUUCCGUCCGCACCCCCCUCGGCGCCGCCACCACCCCCUGCUGCUGCUGCUCCCAGAGCUCCAGCGCCAUCGCCUCCGUCGAGGUCCCCAGCACCUCCACCUCCUCCACCGGCCUCAAACGGACCUUCGCCGCUGGCAAUGCAAGCCGCUUUACGAGCAGCCGGCCAGGCAUCUCCAAGUGCUGCUCCACCGCCUCCCCCAUCGGCGGCCCCCUCGCCCCCCGCCUCUGCACCUCCUCCACCAGCAGCACCCCCUACGAGGGCCCGUGCUGGUUCUGGUCUACGAUCUUCUAUGCUAGAUCCAAGCGCCUUCACGCUUGCUCCCAAUGGUGCAAAGAGUCCAAGUCCUACUCGAACGAACACGAUGAGCAGUCUCAAUGUCGGCGGUGGUGGUCAACGAUACAUCGUACAAGAUCCUCGAUGGAAGUUCCAGGAUGAUGCCAUGUUGCCAAAGCCAAGGGACUUUGUAGGCGGUCCCCGGCGAUACAGAGCCGGCAGAGGUAGCAGUAGUGGCGACCAGCCUCGGGCAAUCUACAUGAAUCAAACGAUCUGCACUGCUAUGAUUCUUGGUGGAAACGCACCCCUUGUUGCUGCAUGGAAAAGACGGAGAGGGUUCAAUUUCGACGCCUUUUGCCGGUGGGCUAUUGUUAGUCGCCAAAUUGAGGAUAUUCUGGAGGAUUCGGACUCCGCAAAAUCUUAUACAACGGAACAAGCAUUCGCAACACAUCCUGAAGGCGUCGUCGUAUCGGCACUUCUUGGCCCCAUUACCUUGGCGAAACGAUCGACUGAGACGAAUCUAGAUCUCUCGGCUGUACUCGUCUUGGGAAAUCUCUUGGUUUUCUUGGUAUUCUUGGUACCAAGAACCAUGGUUGCUUGUCGAAUGCUUACACUCAACGUCCUCUUCUUCGGAUGGAACGGGGGGUUUCUACAGAUUCUCUUACAGGGUCCAAGCACUCGCAGCGAUCUGGAGAGUGAAGAAGAGCAAAAGAUCACGUCAUUCAAGGGAGCCAUCACGCUAGCGAGAUGCUCGGUCUUUCUGUUAGACAUUGAACCAGUACUGGAGUGGAUCCGCCGUUGUGUAUUAGUCACGUCCGUCCGUCUUCGAGGCAGCCCUCAUCUACCUCAAUCCCUGAAUGCCAGUCGCCUCCGUAUAGGCCCGAUGGGAAGAACAUUCAACCCAGCACGAUCACGAUCACGAUCCUACCUUUCACAAAUUGAUAAUGAUAACCCCUCAUGUCGUCCAGUUGAACCUGGCAUGCUUCAUCAACCGGGCACCCUCGUCAACGCAACUGGUAGUCAGUAA